AUGAGGGUGCACCGGUUGGCUCUACUGGCUUCGCUUCUGGUGGUCGCAGUCAUGACCACCGUUCCCAUCGUCUCGGGCGAAGCUGUGCCCGACGCGGAUGGCAAGACGGCCUCUCAACAUCUUAAAGAGGGAGUGGCAGCGCUGACGACAGGUCGCUACACCUCUGCACUCGCUUCUUUCGAUGCGGCUAUCGCAUCAGACCCCAAGCACUAUCUCUCGUACUACAGAAGAGCUACGGCUCUAUUGUCUCUCGGCAGAACUUCGGCCGCCUUGCAAGACCUGGAUGCUUUGCUCAAGCUCAAUCCUUCCUUUGCUCAAGCGCACCUCGAGAAAGCAAAGACACUGGCCAAGGAUGGAGAGUUGGACCAAGCGAAAGAAUCAGCAAAAGAGUUUCUAAAACUGAAAAAGUCAGACGAGCAGGGACUGACUUUGCAAAGCAGUAUAGAUGCGGCUAUCAAAGCUCAGCAAACACUAAGGACCACGGCGGCCAGCGUCAACAAGCUGGUAGCGAAGGAUGCCAAAGAUGCAAAAAUUGCUGCUCAGGCUGAAGCAUGUCGCAAGCACGCCAGUGUAGUGCUCGAGACUUCGCCAGGAAAUUUGGAAGCUCGAAGGCUGAGGGCAAAUUGCGCACUUGCGCGAGGUGAUCUGGAUGAUGCCGUUGCAGACUGGAGGUGAGUAGAGCGAUGAACAGACAGGUCUUGAACUUCACGCUUCGGUUGAGAUCCUAUCUGACUUUCAACUCUUCUGACGCGCGCAGUCGCAUAGCCCAUCUGGCCCCGUCUUCUGAACUUUUAAUACGGUUGUCAUCCCUCUCCUACCUCAUACUGGGCGAAGAAGGCUCUUCGCAGCAGGAAGCAGGUUUGCUGCAUCUUAAGAAUUGCCUCAACUCGGAUCCCGACAACAAAGCCUGCGCGCGAGCACAUCGUCGAUUGCGAAACCUGAACAAGUCGCUCAAGAAGGCUCACAAUUUUGCGGAUGCAGAAUCUUGGAGAGCUGUGCUGUCCGCGCUCAAAGGUCCAAAGAUAGGAGGACCGACUGUAUUGCAGGAAGUGGAGAGUGCGAUCAAGGACGAUCUGACGUCGAAGGAUGGCAAGGAGCCCGUCUUGCCGGCCUUCCUGCAAGAUGCUGUCGAGAGGAGCGCAUUGAUGCACGAAAUUCGCUCUCUUACGUGUCAAGCCCACCUGGAACUGGAUGAGAUCAAGAAGGCGAUCCCGGCUUGCGAUGCGGUGUUGAAGAGAGAACCAGAGAAUCCUUCGGCGCGAGCUACAAAGGGAGAGGAAUAUAUGCUGGAGGAAAAGUACGAGGAGGCCGUCAGAGAGUUCGAUGCUGCAUUGAAGGCUGCGGGAGGGCAAGAUCGAUCUCUCUACAUGCGCUUGCAGAAGGCUCAGAAGAGACUGAAACUAUCGAAAGCUAAGGACUACUACAAAGUCUUGGGAGUGCCGAGAAGUGCAGAUGCCAAGACGAUCAAGAAGGCCUUCAGGAACAAAGCGAAGGAGCAUCAUCCAGACAAAGGCGGAGACGAGAAGAAGAUGGCACAGGUCAAUGAGGCAUUUGGAGUCCUGGGCAACGACGAGCUGCGAGAGAGGUACGAUGCGGGAGAUGAUCCCAACGAUCCCAUGGCUGGUGCACAGCAGGGUCAUCCCUUCCAGCAAGGAGGCAGCCCCUUCGGUCAAUUUGUGAGUAGUGCUGCCUACGUCCUUGAUCACAAAUUCGUGCAUGCAUCUCGCUCACACAAACUUUCCAACGACCGCAGUUCCAACAGGGUGGAAGUCCGUUUGGCUCUCAAUUCGCUCAGGGUGGUCAACAAUUCCAUUUCAGCUUUUAG
Ceraceosorus bombacis is the source of this 1825-nucleotide messenger RNA. The record is from the annotation of a GenBank genome assembly. Lineage: Eukaryota; Fungi; Basidiomycota; Exobasidiomycetes; Ceraceosorales; Ceraceosoraceae.